CAGAGGAUGCUCGAUGAGGGGACUAGUCUCUUCUCUGUCUAUUUACUUUCUUCCUCUUUCUUUAGGUUCUCUUAGAACUGGAGGAGUUUUUUUCUCUUUUCGGGUAAUGAUGAUAUUCAUAUAUAGAGAGAAAGAGAAAAAGAAAGACAGGGAAUGAAGAUGAUAUAGACAGGGAGGGAAAGAAAGAGAAAUAAGAGUAAGAGAGUAAGAGAGUAAGAGAAAAGCCAAAAUGGCGAGUUACAUUGGGUUAACAUAGGAAUAGGAAUAAUAUCUUGGUAAGAGAAGAGACUGAUUUUUUAUUCGUAACUUUUUUCUCUUUCUUUUCUUUCUUUCUUUUUAUUUUCUCUUUCAUAUACACGAACUGUCUCUUUCUUUUUUUCCUCUGUCUAUUUUACUUUCUUUUUACUUUAUGCUGGUUGUUUUUAAUGCUAAAGAUGAAGAUGAAAUUAAAAUUAAAUCUGUGGUCAAUUAAUCAAUUUAUCAUCGAUAAAUAAACCAAAUUUAAUUUAAAUUGUCUCUUUGAUUGUAAAUCUUUUUCUUUGUUUUCUCAGUGAUUUACUCUUGGAGUGAUAACUCCAACACUCCAACAACACAAAUAACAACAACAUCAUAACAAUAACAAUAAGAACCAAAGGAAAACCAAGAAAGAGAGUAAACAAAAACCAUCGACAUUUCAUCCGCUGAUCAUUUCCAAUAAUCAUUUAAUUAACCGAUUAAUUGAUUGUCUCGAGUAUCCCAAUCGUCUUAUUAAUAACCAGUGGCGAGUGAAGGGCUGAUGGUCAAGGGAUUUCUUCGUAUUCAUCACGAUAUUUGAACUCGAUUUCUUUUCCCUGUGUGUUGAUGGUUGAGUUUCGAAAAGGAUUCAGAAGAGAAACUAUCGAAAACAACAUUCGAUGAGAUAAUAACAAUCUCAAGAUAAGCUACAAGAUACAAAGGUAACUUUGUUCUGAUUGAGAAGAAACAAUCAACUUUUCCCUGAGAAUUUCAACUUUUUUUUCCAAUACAACAUUCGAUUGGUUUUCCCUGGACUGAGAAUUGUUUCAAUUCUUCAUCUCUAGUAGCAAUUAAGAGAAAACACUUAUCCAUCGUCAUCAAAUUGGCUUUUAGAGAGAAAAAGAAGUUUAAAGAAUAAUUUAUCUUUAUCGUCGAUAUCAUCAUGGCAAUGGAAUACUGAAGGAAAGGAAAAGUCAAAUAAAAUCGAAAAUAAGAGAAAAAUAACAAUCGAAAUCAAGGAAAAUUAUCAAAUAGAAAUCGAAGCAAAUAAAAUAGAACGAAAACUUUAUCCUCAUCUGAUUCUGGACAAUGGACAUGGAAUUAUCUUCAGAUUCUCUAGGUGAUGAUGUUCUGCAUGAAGAUGAUGUUUCUCUGUUCAAUUCAACAUCACCGAUACCAGAAUCGAGCGAAUCAUUAACAUCUCUAUCAGCAGUUGAACCGACAAUUGAUUCAUGUGAUCCAACAAUGGACACCACAAGAUCAGAACUCGUUGAAUCAUCCGACUCAUCGGAUUUACUGAGUAUCACCAAUCAACGACAUGGUGAUUACAAUCAAAAUCCAGAAGAAAAUAUAACAAGUAUAGUUGAAAAUGAUGACGACGAUGACAACAAUCAAGAACCAUGUAUCCUACCCGAAGGUAUGGUAAUGGUAACACUAUCAACAACCCAACCAAUAAUUCAAUUAUCACCAAGUAUUGUUAAAUCAUUUACUCAAACAAAUCAUAAAGGAGAGACACAAAAUAUCAGCAAUAAUAAUAAUAAUCAUCUAAUUAGUAGUGAUAGUGGUAAAAGUAGCAGGAGUAUCAGUUGUAUUAUCAGUAAUACAAACAGUUAUUCAAACACUUACAACGAUAAUGAUAAUGAGCAAGAUGAUGAAAACACUAAUGAUAAAGUUAAUUGUGACAAUAAGAUGAAGCAAAAUAACAAUUUUGAUUGUGUUAACAAUGAUGAGAAUGUAAAUGUUACAAUUAAAGGGAGAAACAAGAAUCAGGAUGGCAGCAGUGUCGCUCCAUUGAUAACCACUGAUAACAACAAUUCUGAUGAGGAAAAUGUUGUUAGUGUUACUCAAGAUAUCCAAGGGAUAACAACAACAUUAACAACGACAAAAACAACAACAACAUCUACGACUGAUUGUUCAUUACAUUUAUCAUCUUUAUCUUCAUCUCCGUCAUCAUUAGUAACCAGAGGGGAGAAAUCAUCACCAAUACUACCAUCAUCAUCAUCAUCAUCAUCGUCUUCUUGUUCAAUUGUUGUGACAACAAGUAUAGAGGAGGAAGAAGUUGUUGUUGGUGGUGAAGAGAAUCGAGAACAACAACAAGGAGAAGAAGGAGAAAAUCGUGAAGGAGAAAUUAUUUUGCAAGAGGAAUUAGUUGGAGAAGGCGGAUUAGAGGAUAUUAUUGGUGAAGAAGAAGUUAUCACAACAGAAACGGUAAACAACUUCAGUGAGUCUGGGCCACAAAGGAUCUCGGUUGUCAACAGCAACUUACAACACAGUAUCAGUGGCGAUUGUAUCAGUUCAAUAUCAACAUCACAGGGAAUCACAUCCACAUUAACCGGAGGUGUUAUUACCAAUACAUCAAGUUUACCUCUUUCGACAACUGUACUCGUUUUACCGGUCAACUCUGUUGUUCAGCGAAAUCAUCAUCAUCAUCAUCAACAGCAACAACAUUCACACCUUAAAUCGUCACCUGGUUCACUUAAUCAUCAGCUUAACCUUUCUCAUCAACAACAUUUAGGUGAUUCUAUUGUUAUUGUUGAUCCUAUUGAUUGUUCUGUUGAUUCUGUUUUAGAGCCACCGGAAUUGUUACCUGCCCAUGAGAUUGUCUCUGAAAUAGCAGCGGUUGCCGCUGCUGCUGGUGGCUCAUUGUCAUCAACUAGUGAAUUAGUUGAAGUAAAAUCUUCAUCAACCUUAUCCUUAACUAGUACUACAACUACAACAGCCUUAAGUAAUCAGGUUACAAGUGAAAGUGUUGGUUUAAUUGUUGGUGAAACUGAUGAGACAAGGAAAUUGGUCAAUGUUGAUGAAAAUAAUGUUCUCGUUGACCCAAUCGUUAGCGUGACCAGUGUUGGUCAAACUGAUUCUCAUUUAAAUCUUCUAACUGAUACUGUUACCUCUUCACCUAAUUCACCUUCGACUGAUUUAUUAACGGGUCUUGAUUUAGUUGAAGAAGAGCAAGUUAAUGAAGAAAUUGUUGGCCAUAUAAGUGAAGAAGGUGAUAUUUGUGACUCUUCUGUGGUUGUCAGUGUUGUUCCUACUUCGGUUUUAGAUCAAGUUGAAUUAAUUGUAGAACGUGAAGAUUUAGAGGAGGAGGAAGAAGAAGAAGAAGAAGAAGAAGAAGAGAGGAAGACGAAGACGAAGAGGACGAAACGUCGAGGUAAAAGUAAUAAUAACAUUAAGACAGAAAAUACAAGUACACGAGGAAAGAAAAGCCGAUUAACGGUAACAUCGACUGCAAGGAAUAGUGGAACUACAACUACUCGUGCGACUAAACAUCGACGUUUAUCAUCACCGCCCUCGUCAUCAACUUCAUCAUCGCCAAUUGUUGACGAACAAGCAAAUAGUAAUACAAGUGAAACCACCGGUGAUAAUCCGAGGAUGAUUGAUGCAACCGAUUUUCGUAAUGUCCUCAACACUGAGCCCACCUAUCAGACUCUGAAUGGGCGGAUGACACCGCCAGGAUUUCCCACCUCAUCCUCAAGCUAUGCCACUUUAACACCCUUGCAACCUUUACCACCCAUUUCCACCAUGUCUGAUAAGUUCAGUCACUAUGGUCAUCAUCAUGGAAAUGGUGGUUUCUCACUGAUGCAAAAUGUUACCAGUUCAGGCCUUGGGAUGGGUUCAAUGGGUUCCAAUUCAGUUUAUUCAUCUCAAUAUGAUAAGAUGGUCGCUGUUGCCGCUGCAGGAAUGACAAUGUCCCCGUUGACCCAUUCACAACAAUCAUCACCAUCAGGAAGUCCAAUGGGUCAUCUUCUCCAUCCUCUUACCAUUCCAAUGGACUCGCAUCACCCACCGAGAAAAGCCUCUCACCCACCAAUGGUUAUGAUUAUUCCACUCUACCGAGGUUUAGGAUCACCUUCAAGUCCUUCCUCUGUAAAUUUACACUCACCCAACUCACUGUUACCCUCUUUAAACGGACUUCCCUCCAGUCCACCACCUUCAUCAACAAGUCACCAUCAUUCAGCUCAAAUGACACCACCAUCACCAAGCCAUCAUCACCACCACCAGCAACAUCAUCACCAACAACAACAACAACACCAUCAGGCUGCUGUUGCAGCAGCCGCAGCCGCAGCUCUUUCCAGUGCCCAGCAUCUCACUCUAGCCGGUAUUCCGGUUACAUCAUCUCCAAUUAAUCAUCAUCAUCAUCACCACCAUCAUCAAUUAACAUCAACAAUUGUCUCAACUCCAUUGGCUAUUGUUGCAACAGCAAAUUCCCUCCGAUCGGCAUCAGUAACUCCCAUCCCAGCGGCAAUUGUACCAACUGGUCAUCCAGUUACAAUUGUCCAGGCUUCAUCAUCAUCCCAAGAAUCGGUUGCUAAUAGUGAUCUUGGAUCGGCUUGUGUCCCUGAACCCGUCGCUCUUUUAUCAACAGUAAAUGCAAUUCAAUCGGCUGAAGAGAAAACUGUUAUCCAACAUCAUCCAGGUAAUUCUAUUUCCGGUUCUGUACAGAUUAAUGUUUCACCGGUUUUAAUAACAUCCGGAAGUAAACGUUCAUCAAGUUUAACAAUAAGCUCAAAGAUUGACAAUAACCAUGGAACUGUAAUAACACCUUCAUCAGGAGGAGGUUCAGUCUCAACCACCUCAUCAACACCAUCCUCUUCAUCCUCAACCUCAUCCUCAAACAACAACAACAAUCAUACGAAUGCCAGUUCUACAAAUAAUAGUAAUAACAACAACACCAAUAAUAACAGUAAUAACAAUUCAAAUAGUAAUAAUGAUAAUUCAACUGCAAAUAAUUCAUCUUCAAAUAAUCUUCUCAAUCUUCAACUUCAACAACCCGGUUCAGUGGCCAGUUCAUCGGAUGAGAUUGAAGAGAUUAAUACAAAAGAACUUGCUCAAAGGAUAAGUGCAGAGCUUAAAAGGUAUUCAAUACCUCAGGCCAUUUUCGCCCAACGGGUACUUUGCCGAUCCCAGGGAACACUGUCUGAUCUAUUGAGGAAUCCUAAACCUUGGAGUAAACUUAAAUCAGGAAGAGAAACUUUUCGUCGAAUGUACAAAUGGCUGGAAGAACCAGAAUUUAGUCGUAUGUCAUCACUUCGACUUGCAGGUAAGGAACUGAUUACAUCUAUUAACGUUCCCGAUAUGAGUUGGGACCAAUCAUGUAAACGUAAAGAUGAACCGACCAGUAACAUGACCUCAACCAACACCAACAAUAACAAUAAUAACACCAAUAAUAAUAAUAACAAUAAUAAUAAUAAUAACACCAGUACCAAUAGUAACUCGGUGACAAGUAAUAAACAAGCAUCGGCACCUAAGAAGCCACGACUUGUGUUCACUGAUCUUCAACGACGAACCCUUCAGGCCAUUUUUAAGGAAACAAAGCGACCUUCAAAGGAGAUGCAAAUAACAAUUUCACAACAAUUAGGUCUUGAUUUAUCGACGGUGGGCAAUUUUUUCAUGAAUGCCCGUCGUAGGUCACAAGAUAAAUGGAUGGACGAUGCAUCGGACAUUUCAAAGGCCUCGUCACCAAUCAAUUCAGCCUCCAACUCUCCUGCCUCAUCAGCCUCCCAUCAUAUCGGUGGACCAAGUGGUACAAGCUCAUCGUCCAGAGGUGGUGGUGGAGGUGGCGGUGGGUCAAAUGGAGCAAAUUCAACUGGAAACUCUGUUGUAAUUAAAGGUCAACUGAUCGGUCAACCAACAUCAGUUGUUACUUUAGGAGUUGUCACAUCAACAACAUCUUCAUGCACAUAAUAAACCAGCAAAUCUUUAACUCAACUUAAAUUUACCUGCGCAAUUAACUUAAUCAUCUCAUCAUCUUCAUUUUUACAAUCAUCUUACUACAAUUUUCUCAGCUGAUUAACAACAACAACAAACAAACAAAACUGUUAAUCAAAAUUAACUUUGUUUCUUUUUUUUAACCCAAAAAAAAGUUCAUAUUCAUUUCUUUCAAAGUGCAACUGAUUCUGGUCUCGUUUUUAUUUUACUUUAAUUGUUAAUUGUUCAAUUUAAUUUCAUUUUCUACACACUAAUUUCUGGAAUAGUAUCUUACAAAUGAAGACGAUUAAGAUUAACGGUAAACAAAAGGGUUAAUAUGAUUGUAUGAAUUAAAUCAUCUCUACGAGUGUUAAUCUAUUAGAUGAAUUGUAAAAGGAGAUCGAAGCUGUUUAACUUUAUACAAACUCGAUGACAACAAUUAACUAUUAAAGUGACAAUUUGAUUUAAUUUCUUCUCCAUUCUGAGCUGAUCUAUUGGAAAAUUAAAUGACCAUCACCAUCACCAUGUAUUUGAUACAAUUUGCAAUGUAAUAUAAAUGUAAUACUAAAUUUGAUCCAAUGAUCAUUUGUGCAACUUAACAAUUAACCCGAUUCUUAACCAGAUAAACACAAUUGGAUAAUCCAA
Molecule: messenger RNA, 6549 nt
Organism: Panonychus citri (citrus red mite)
Lineage: Eukaryota; Metazoa; Arthropoda; Arachnida; Trombidiformes; Tetranychidae
Product: bromodomain-containing protein DDB_G0270170-like
Exons: 8
Coding region: 1303-5901 (1532 amino acids)
Biological process (GO): regulation of transcription by RNA polymerase II
Cellular component (GO): nucleus
Molecular function (GO): DNA-binding transcription factor activity, RNA polymerase II-specific; RNA polymerase II cis-regulatory region sequence-specific DNA binding
Source: RefSeq, a predicted model, not a curated record